CACAAGGAAAAAGGAUAAUGGCUUCGUUAGCGGUAUCUCCUUGGAUAGCCAUGAGAGCCCCCACCCUCUCAGCUUCUCUCGGUCUCGCUGUUACAAGACCAACUUCACUUCCUUUCAACGUUGCACGCUCUUCCUCCAAAACUCGCUCUUCCCUUCUCCAUUGCUCCUUCCUCUCCUCUCCUUCUUCUCUCUCUUUCCCUUCCUCCGUUUCAGGUUUGUCACUGGGAUUGGAUUUGAAAUCUAAUGUUGGGGCUAGAAGAGGAAAAGGCCGAGGCCUGGUUGUGAGGGCAGGCAAGUAUGUUCUUUGCCAAACCAAGAGAAACAGAUCACGAAAAUCAUUGGCACGCACUCAUGGAUUCCGCAGACGAAUGAGAACAACAGGUGGAAGAGCUGUCCUAAAGCGACGACGGGACAAGGGACGGAAAGUCCUUUGCACCAAGUCCCACCCAAAUAGCGGAAAAUAGUGACGAAGAGGGCUUAAAUUUAUUCUAUUUCAGUGGGUAUGGCAUUAUCUGUUGUGAUCAGUGUCAAAUUACCCCUUUUACAUGAGGGGGUGCUAUAAACGAGAGACUAAAGAUUCAAGUCAUUCAACGAUGAGAUUUCCUCUGUUUCCUUCUAUCCUUUGUUACUUGAAGAGGAUGCUUACGAAAAAAGAGAGAGUAGUCGAGCAGUAUUUUCAAUGAAAGUUUAAGCCAUUUGUUUCUUUUGCUAAUGUUUGUUUGCAUGAUUGUAAAAAUUGUUGGAGGUACAACCUUGUUUUAGAUUCAGG
Gastrolobium bilobum is the source of this 769-nucleotide messenger RNA. Its product is annotated as large ribosomal subunit protein bL34c. The transcript has 3 exons. Gene Ontology annotation, molecular function: structural constituent of ribosome. Gene Ontology annotation, biological process: translation. The coding region runs from base 18 to 464 and encodes 148 amino acids. Gene Ontology annotation, cellular component: ribosome; mitochondrial large ribosomal subunit. The record is from RefSeq and is a predicted model, not a curated record. Lineage: Eukaryota; Viridiplantae; Streptophyta; Magnoliopsida; Fabales; Fabaceae.